Messenger RNA from Synchiropus splendidus (mandarinfish), 1052 nucleotides. Its product is annotated as hydroxycarboxylic acid receptor 2-like. Gene Ontology annotation, molecular function: G protein-coupled receptor activity. The transcript has a single exon. The record is from RefSeq and is a predicted model, not a curated record. Lineage: Eukaryota; Metazoa; Chordata; Actinopteri; Syngnathiformes; Callionymidae. Gene Ontology annotation, biological process: G protein-coupled receptor signaling pathway. Bases 1 to 969 code for a protein of 322 amino acids. Gene Ontology annotation, cellular component: membrane.
AUGAACAUCUCGUCCGAGUGCUGCGUGUUCCAGACGCCGCGCCUCAACCAGGUGAUGCCUCCGGUUCUGGUCCUGGAGGUGGUCUUGGGUUUGUCUGGGAACUCUGUGGCUCUAUUGAUGUUCAUGUACCACAUGGACAAGUGGAGGCCCAGCGCCGUCUUCCUGACCCAGCUUGCUGUGGCCGACACCAUGGUGCUGUUCUGCCUCCCCUUCAGAGCCCACUACUACUGGCAAGGAAAGGACUGGGUCUUGGGCGACGCCGCCUGUCGGGUCCUUCUCUUCCUGCUGGCAGCCAACAGGGCUGCCGGCAUCUUCUUCCUUACCGCCGUCACCGUGGACCGCUACUGCAAGAUUGUUCACCCUCUGAACCGGAUCAACCUGCUUGGAGCCGGCUACGCAGUGGGGGUCUCUGUCUUCCUCUGGGCUGUGGUGCUGCUGGCCACGGGCCACCUCCUGGCCGAGCAGCAGUUUCUCAGCAGCGACAACCGGAUGCAAUGCGAGAGCUUCAACAUCUGCAUGGGCCCAAAUGCUCUGUCCACCUGGCACAGCGUCUUCUUUGUGGUCCACUUUGUCCUGCCCACAGCCAUCGUGGCCUUCUGCACUGUCCGGAUCACGUGGCAACUCUGCAGCAGACCGGCGGGCCACAGGCGGAAGAUCAAGCGGGCCGUCCACUUUGUCCUGGCUGUGGCCCUGGUCUUCAUUGUCUGCUUCCUCCCGAGCUCCGCAUCCCGUAUUGCUAUCUGGGUCCUCAAGGUCUGGUACCAGCACUGCCGGUACUUUGAGGGGGCCAACCUUGCCUUCUACACCUCCAUCUGCCUGACCUACUUCCACAGCGUCCUCAACCCCCUGGUCUACUACUUCGCCACGCCAGCCUUCAGCGGGAUCUUCCGGAAGCUGUGGGACAAACUGCUGAGGAGAGAAGCGGCGGCGCGCCGGACCGUUUACGUGCUUCAAGGAGUACGGCUCUAGAGUCCGACCCUCAUGAACCGCCGUGGUUCUGCUGACGGUCCGAGAUCCCGGGACACCGGGUGUUGGAUGGCGAGGCAGCGUGU